Messenger RNA from Triticum dicoccoides, 4072 nucleotides. RefSeq names its product MEIOTIC F-BOX protein MOF-like. Gene Ontology annotation, molecular function: protein binding. The transcript has 5 exons. The coding region runs from base 62 to 1393 and encodes 443 amino acids. The record is from RefSeq and is a predicted model, not a curated record. Lineage: Eukaryota; Viridiplantae; Streptophyta; Magnoliopsida; Poales; Poaceae.
CUUUCCAAAGCAACGGAACGACUUGUCGACCGUGCGCUCUUCCGACUUGGGAUUGAGUAGGAUGCAGGUGAGCGGCGGCGCCCGGGGAGCGAAGACUCUGGCCGGCGACGUGAACCCAAGCUUCGACAGCUUGCCGUUUCCCUCUGUGUUCAUCGCCGCUUCGGCGAAUCGUCUCCUCUUUCUCCGCUGCCGUGGCGCCGGUGCCCACCACCUGUUCGACGGGAUGCCUGAGACGCGCACCGACAGGAAGCAAAAGGAAGCGGACGCGGAGGACCACAUCAGCGCACUCCCGGACGCGAUCCUCGAGCAGGUGCUGUCGCUCCUCCCCGCCCACGAGGCCGUGCGUUCGUGCGUGCUCUCGCGCCGCUGGCGCGUGCUCUGGAAGUCCGUGACCAACCUGCGCAUCACCGACGCCGGCAGCUGGAGCAGCGCCGCCAAGUUCAACAGGUUCGUCAACUUCAUGCUGCUCUUGCGCCCCGCCUGGAGCCUGCGCGAGGUCGAGCUCUGCACGUUUCCGGCGCAACAUGCUCGACCCUUUCCCUUUGUCCACACCAAGGAGCCGGUCCGGUACGUCGAGGAGUGGAUUGGGCACGCUGUCGUGUGCGACGUUCAGAUGCUCAGGGUCCUUGUCAGCCCAACAACCGAACCGCUGCGGCUCGUCGCGGUGCCUCUGAUCUCCCGGUACUUGACGACCCUGCAGCUUCAGUGUGUAGAGCUGGACGACGAUGCCUUGGAUUUCUCGAGCUGUCCUGUGUUGGAGGAUCUAAAGGUGAGCUUAUGCAUAAUUUCUGCUCAGAGGAUGUCAUCGCACUCGCUCAAGCACCUCUGUGUCGCUGAAUGUAGCAUUGCAUCGGAUUUCCGCACACGGAUUUCUACCCCGGGUCUUGUUUCGCUGCGCCUGAGUGUUCAGUGCUGGCGGGCUCCUCUGCUUGAAAGCAUGCCAUUACUAGUAACAGCAUAUGUCAAAAUUAGCCCCCUCCUGCUAGAUCAUCGAUGGUUUGGCUACCAUGGAGAUAGCACUUCUGAUAAUCCUGAUGGCAGUGGAAAGUGUGUGCUCCUUAGCGGUUUGAUCAAUGCUACGCAUUUGGAGUUGGAAGCUGCAGAUGGAGUGCAUAUUUUCAAGCUAGACUUGGCAUGCUGCCCUAUAUUCAACAAGUUAAAGACCUUGCUAGUCAAUGAGUGGGUUGUUGGUCGUGACUUUUGUGCACUACUUUGCUUUCUUCAACACACACCAGUUUUAGAGAAGCUCAUUAUUCUACUGCACGAGGAUCAAAAGCCUAUGAUGAAUAUGGGAGAAAGUCACCUUCAAUCUCUACGCCUUAAAACUGUUGAAUUCAGAUGCACAAAUGUUGAUGAAAGUGGUUCACAUUUGUUCAAAGAUGCUGACUCUUGAUAACUUCAGUAUCCAGAAGAACGAACACUAAUAUUCCAUUCCAUGUAAGUUAAAUAUGGAUAUUUUGGCAUGCUUAUUUUUAUAACAUUGUAUCUGUUUAUAUUAGUCACAAAGCAAUGACUCAAGAAGUCAAUAACUAGGAGUAAUGUUUUGACAUUUUAGCAUUGGUUAAGAAAAUGGUAAUUAUGCAUUCAUUUUGUAGCAACUAUUAUCCAAAACAGUACUAGAGAUGUAUCAAAACGAAUCAUCAUUUAUGCACAAGAUCAUAUUAUGUAUUAAAUUAUUUCACACAUGUGAAGGCCGUCGGCAGUUUAUCACUAUUGGGAUGGUUCUACUCUUUUAGCAUUGUUUCUUAAAAUGGAAAAUUUAAUUCGUUUCGUAACAGCUCAUAUGUUGUGCUCUUGCAAAAUUUAUCUUUUUCUUAAACAAGCAAAUUUAUGUUUAUAUUGUUAUAGCUAGAAUUAGGAUAUCUGAUUGGUUGAGAAAGAACUGGGUUACGUAGGGGUAAACAGUACGAAUUUAAUCUGAUUUAUUCUCAGAAAUGAAACCUAGUAUGAUUUUAUGUUUGGCAGCAACAUACCUGAAAUUAUUUAUGUCAUAGGUUCUGUUCGUAAUUUGGAUAAUAGAUGUUAAAUUGUGUGUGUAACAGCUCUCUUGAAUCUGCAAAUUAUAUCUACUAUUUGGCUGUUGCCUUGAAAUAGUUCACAUCAAAAUUCAAAAUAAAGAAGUGAUUCUAUUUCUACCUUGCUGCCUAGCAAAACGAGUGUGACAUUGUAGAUGCAUAAAGGUAUUGUAUUUUAUUCUUUUUUGAGUUCACAGUAUGUUAGAAGAUAAAGCUUAACAAUAUUUUCAUGUUGAUAUGAUGUUUGAGUUGAAGUACUUGAUCCUUAUAUCAAUCAGGAACUGAUAGCGCUCAGAAGCUAUUACAAAUAUCUCUAAAAUGUAAUAUGCAUUCCGGUGCAUGGUGGUGCCUAUAUAGCUGGUGCUCCCAUAGUCAAUCAUUUGGAUUUUCUGUUUUCUUCUCCUACAUAGUUACACAUCUAUGAAAUUCACCGGUCCUUAUCUUCACCGGUGGAGCUAUGGCAAGGCUCAAAGGGCCAUGGCCCGCCCAGUGAUGGAGCAAAAACAAAUUUUACAUGAAGUUUAUCCCACAGUAAUGCAUUGAUUUUUAAUUUGGUAGCACUGCUUGCACUAUCCGGCCCGCCCAACAUUUUUUGGGUAGCUCCGCCACUGCUUAUCUUGGUGCUCACUUGAUCUUCCACCUUUUCUCAACUUGGUACUUUUUUUUGAGAAAACGCAAGAGAGCUUGCAUUUCAUUGCUUGGAAAGAAAGAGGGUUUUAGUUACAGUCCUCCAAGGAGGGAAUUACAGUGCCCAAAGGCACAUCAGUGAACGUCCCAAGUUUGCGGUACAAUGGCUCGUAGCCCUAGGGCGCCGGCUCUGGCCCAGAGGGCGGCCUCGUCCUUGAUCUUCGUGAGCAGGUCGGUCGCCGAGGGCCAUCCUCUAUCGAAGACGCAAUCGUUACGAUGCUUCCAAAUCAUCCGUGGGACGAGGUGGUCACGGAGGCGAGGCCCUUGCGCAUGGGUUUGGGGGUGUGCUGCCGCGCCGUGUGCCACCAGUCGUUGAGAGAGGUCUCGCUGUCAGGCGGGGCGCAGGGGAGCCGGAGCCAGUGCAGCACCUCGCACCAGAUCUGCCGGGCAAAGGGGCAAGCUAGGAUGAGGUGGUGCAUGGUCUCGGGGGUCUGGUCGCAGAGGGGGCAUCGCGCGGGGUGUUGCAGGCUGCGGCGGGCGAGGCGGUCGGCCGUCCAACAUCGGUCCAGGCGGGCGAGCCAGUGGAAUAACGGACGCGCGGGGGUGCCCAGUUCUUCCAUGUGAGCUUCCAAGCGUUGCAGCCCGUGGAGCCAUUGAAGGUGGCGAUGUAGGCCGGGGUGCAUGGACAGGGGUCAUGGAAGAUGGAAGUUAGCUAUGCACGUGCCAAAAGCCCAAAACCAUCACUAGGUUUCAAGAUCUUAUGGGUUUCAACUCUAGCCUAACCCAACUUGUUUGGGAACAAAAGGCUUUUUUUGCGAAUGGGAAUAAAAGGCUUUGUUGUUGUUGCCAACUGCAAAUGUCAUCAGGAAAUUCCAAAAAUAGUAUUUUGUUUUAAACAUCUAAUACUCUGCUGACUGGUAUCAGGAGAGAACCUAGUGCAAUUUGAUCUUCAUCGAGAAAAUAAAAGUUCUGCAGUUCUUCAUGUUGGUGCUUCCGACGAUCGUAUCAUGUGCCACUUCUCUCUUCUCAAUCCUUAUUACUGGAGGAAAUCAGCACAUCUUCACUAGAGGCAAGAUUUGUAUACUAAGAUUCCGCUUGAGGUGCUCUUUUGAUGGCUGUGAUGUAGGGAAAAUUGGGUUCACUUUUGCGACAGAUUAGGGAUUAUGAUGAUGGGUCAACCAGCUAGCUCUCAAUUAUCAAGAAGUAUAUUGUCUUGGUUUGCAGGAACCUCACUGCCUGUUCAUGCUCAUAGAAAUGGAGCUUAAAACUGAUUAUACUGGUUACUUGGAUAUAAAUAUACUGAUAUAGUUCAACCUGGCAUAACAACAACAAUCCUUACUCCGUUACUCGUAGCCUUCAUGUAACUUGUGGCGACUUUGAGAAUUGGUUGAGUAUGUGAGAGAAACUGAGUCGUCCAAAGUUGUAGAACU